AAAUGCUAUAUGGAGAAUUUUACUUUGCAAAAUUUGUGCGAUAUUUGUAUUACAUUUCGCAAAAUGCUAUAUGGAGAAUUUGACUAUGCAAAAUUUGCAGCCAAAUUAUUUCUUUGGAAAAUAAGUUUUUGUAAAACUAUGGUGAUUCCUUAGCUAAUGUUUGUUUUACAUUGUUGCAAAUCGACUGAGUUUAAUGAACAAGUUCUGUGCGCCGUAUGCGGCCUAAACUUUCAGUACUCACUUCUAUAAAAGCCAACCUGCAUUUCGUAUCUGUUAAAUUUUCAAAGCAAGAGAAAAGAGGAUUUUCCCAAAUGGGUAAGAACAUAAGCAAAAACAGCGACACUGUCCAUAUAUGUGUGGCGCCCAGACUAAAGCCCAGUCUGGCAACACGGCGUAAACAAGUACUAACGCCAAGACCUGUCCUAGAGGACAAUAUCUUCUGAUGUCGUCAGACUGGUCACUCUCGACAUCAGCUGCGCCGCGAAACAAGCUUACGGCAUCAAAUUAACAUUCUAUUGUAUUUCUUAAUUAAAAAAAGCAGUAUCUACAUAAGUUACUAUAUUGGGGACCCCGACGUGAUAAACAAAAUGCUGAACACCGGAUAUUGUGCGCCUGCACCGCCAACUUCGCCUGACUCUGGUGAAAUUGAACAUGGCCACAGCGCAGGCACCGUUAUUCCUGUCGUCAAGUCGGUUGCCUCCAUCAAGCUAUUGGAAGCAAAAUGCGGGGUUAUGGUUUGUGCAGAUCGAAGCGCAAUUUCAAUGCAUCCGCAUUUCUUCAGAUAACACGCGCUACUACUAUUUAAUCAGUGCACUUGAAGGAGAUUAUCAUCAAGAAAUUUACGGAAUCACCGGACAGACAGUUGCAGCACGCUUUACCGGAGCUUCACCUUGGGGACAAGAAGCCCUCGAAGCUCCUUCGACGAAUCUGUCAUCUGUUCAGGCGACUGGUGACAGCAGAUCUCCAAGCACUCGCCCCUCAAAGGAGUACGGACUUCACAUAAUCAAUUAUCGCUACACGAUUGGGGAAGACAUUCUUCAACGUCUGCAUGGAUGCUCGGUUUUCUCUAAAAUCGAUUUGGUGCGUGCCUACCGCAGGUUCCCAGUCGCGCCAGAUGAUAUUCCGAAAACAGCCGUCACUACACUGUUCGGCCUUUUCGAGUUCGUCGGCAUGCCACCCGGACUGCGCAAUGCAGCGCAAACCUUCCAGCGCGCUGCAGCGCCACAUGGACAACCUGCUUCGUGGCAUUCCAUUCGUAGGAUGCUAUAUAUAUAUAUAUUUUUAUACCCGUUACUCGUAGAGUAAAAGGGUAUACUAGAUUCGUUGAAAAGUAUGU
Messenger RNA from Drosophila santomea, 1336 nucleotides. RefSeq lists its product as uncharacterized. The transcript has 2 exons. The record is from RefSeq and is a predicted model, not a curated record. Lineage: Eukaryota; Metazoa; Arthropoda; Insecta; Diptera; Drosophilidae. Bases 652 to 1305 code for a protein of 217 amino acids.